CCCGCCUCCAGUUGAUCCUUCGGUCUUCAAUCCCAGACUGAAUUCCGUCUAGUCCCCAUUCUCCCGUCAUGGUGGGUGUCACCUCCAAUGCGCCGUUCCGGCCGUCGCCCUUAUCAUUUGGCUCUCCUCGAGCAUCCCCUUUUCGCCGACCGUCUACUUCCAACUCCCCUCCGCAAGCGCGACCCAGCACUCCCGGCAGCUCCCCCGGUCGCGGAUACACGCCGGUGACAUCUCCCAGCAAGCUCAAAGAAUCCUACACGGUCGCAGAUGAGGAUGAAGUCUCCUCACCCCCUCAGCAGAACCGCAGCCCGAUCGCCCAACCGCGGUUGACACGUGAAGUGCCUCCGUCGCCCACGCGCGGGGCUGGCUCCUUGGACACCUCCCCCGUUAUGAUGGCGACCAAGGCCACGCAUAUGAUGGCGGCCUCUUCGGAUGCGGCCGCCCAGCUCUCGCCAGCUCAGUUGCGAGAGAUCCGCGAGGCCUUCCAGGUGCUAGAUCGGGACAAUGACGGCUUUGUCAACAAGGAUGAUGUUGCGGACGUCCUUGUGAACGUGGGCCAGGAUGCAUCCGCACUCUCGCAAUUCUUCCCGCCCGGGGGCCCCUCUACGAUCAAUUUCCCCACUUUCCUCAACACGCUUUCCCAACUGCUGGCCCCGUUGUCAACCCAGCAGGAACUCCUGAACGCCCUGGCGGCCUUUGAUGAGGAUGACAGUGGACAGAUCGACGUGGAGGAGCUGCGCGAUGCCCUGAUGCAUACCGCCCCGGAGGACGGCGACCGACCUCUCACCGACCGGGAGAUUCGCGACGUGCUGAAUGGGUUUACAGGCCGUCGGGCAUUCGGGGGCAAGGGCGCACGAGGGACCGGAGGGAGCAAGCGCACGGAAGUAUUCCGAUACCAGGAGUUCGUCAGUGGGCUCGUGGGUGGAACAGAGACGAACCAAUCGACACGACGCGAUGCCUGACGGGUGGAUGAAUUUCUUGUUCUUAAUUGUUUUAUUUUCGGCUCAUGGCUCAUAGCGUACGGAGACACGAAGCAUCAUAAAUACAACUGGACAGUGGCUCUGGCAGCCAUGCAGUUGUGGACGGCAUGAUUAUAUUAUCCUGCACUGCGUAAAUG
Aspergillus homomorphus CBS 101889 is the source of this 1117-nucleotide messenger RNA. Its product is annotated as putative calmodulin. Gene Ontology annotation, molecular function: cytoskeletal motor regulator activity; calcium ion binding; myosin heavy chain binding. Gene Ontology annotation, biological process: actomyosin structure organization; mitotic cytokinesis. Lineage: Eukaryota; Fungi; Ascomycota; Eurotiomycetes; Eurotiales; Aspergillaceae. Gene Ontology annotation, cellular component: myosin II complex; cytoplasm. The transcript is spliced from 3 exons. Bases 69 to 962 code for a protein of 297 amino acids. The record is from RefSeq and is a predicted model, not a curated record.